AUGCUCCGCGAUGAAUCGAGCGGGCUCGGGUCAUGGCUCAUGGCUGGAUACCACCAUCGGAGCCACCAGAUGGGCACUAAACCAGAAGAGCACCUGAAGACGAGAUGGUCUGGCCAUUCAUUCUCCGAGGCUCCGAGUGGGCUACUCACGGAUGAUCUCAAUUGUCUGAAUUAUUCGGAUCGUUUCACCAUCCUCUUACUCCUACCUACUCUUUUCUACUUUUCUGCUUUUCUGCCCCCCACUAUCUCUUCCUCUUCCGCCUCUUCCUCUUCCUCUACUUGA
Penicillium oxalicum is the source of this 282-nucleotide messenger RNA. RefSeq lists its product as uncharacterized. Lineage: Eukaryota; Fungi; Ascomycota; Eurotiomycetes; Eurotiales; Aspergillaceae. The transcript has a single exon. Bases 1 to 282 code for a protein of 93 amino acids. The record is from RefSeq and is a predicted model, not a curated record.